AUGGACAAAAGCACCGAUGUUUCUGAGUUGUCCAUACUACUUGUUUUUGCCAGAUAUACUCAUGAGAAAACCAUUCAAGAAGGGUUGCUUAUUUAUGAAAGUUUGAAAAAGCAUACCAUAGGAGAGGAAAUUUUUGAAGUUUUAAAUAAGUACUUAGUGAAAAAAAAUAUCAUGGCAAAAAUGUGUGGACGUAUGCACGGAUGGUGCUGCUGCAAUGGUUGGGAAGAUAAAAGGUCAACCAAGAAACUUUCGCCAAAUCUUAAAUCAGCACUAGACGUAGCUGUUCAGUGUGUGAACUUUAUAAAAUCACGCCCCUUAAAAACAAGGCUGUUCAAGAAACUCUGUGAGGAAAUGGGGAGUGACCAUCAGAAUCUUCUUUUACACACAGAAAUCAGGUGGUUGUCCAGAGGUAAAGUUUUAACAAGACUUUUUGAAUUGCGAGAUAAAGUAAAAAUUUUUCUGAAGGAGCAUACGAAAACAAAUCUUUUUGAGUGGUUUCAUGAUGAGAAUUGGCUGAUAAAGUUAGCUUACCUCUCUGAUAUUUUCAACAAGUUAAACGAAACAAACUUGGGUUUACAAGGAAAAGAAACUUCAAUCUUUCGAGCCAAUGACAAGAUUAAAGCUCUCAUUGGCAAGUUGGAUUUUUGGGUCGAAUGUAGCUCAGUGACACCGAUAAAUGCAGAAGAAAUAAAAGACCAUUUAAUCAAUUUAAAAUCCGGAUUAAUUUUCUACAUUCCAAGAAUAAACGAAGAUUCUGAUAAUUUGUGGGUAAAAAAUCCAUUUUUAAUUCAGAAAAAGCCAAAAGAACUAACAUCCAUUCAAUACGAAAGUUUGCUUGAAGUAAAAUCUUCAUCUGAAUUGAAAAUCAAGUUCAAGUCACUUAAAAUUGAGGAGUUCUGA
Melanaphis sacchari is the source of this 900-nucleotide messenger RNA. RefSeq names its product zinc finger BED domain-containing protein 5-like. The transcript is spliced from 3 exons. Lineage: Eukaryota; Metazoa; Arthropoda; Insecta; Hemiptera; Aphididae. The record is from RefSeq and is a predicted model, not a curated record. The coding region runs from base 1 to 900 and encodes 299 amino acids.